Molecule: messenger RNA, 762 nt
Organism: Fonsecaea nubica
Lineage: Eukaryota; Fungi; Ascomycota; Eurotiomycetes; Chaetothyriales; Herpotrichiellaceae
Exons: 3
Coding region: 1-762 (253 amino acids)
Molecular function (GO): oxidoreductase activity, acting on the CH-OH group of donors, NAD or NADP as acceptor
Source: RefSeq, a predicted model, not a curated record
AUGUCUGCAUACCUUGUGACAGGCGCCGGCCGCGGGUUGGGACUUGAGUUCGUCAAUCAGCUGUCCAAGCUGCCCGAAGACCAAGUUUCCACCAUCUUUGCGGCAACAAGAUCUGCUCCCUCAGAUGCUCUGUCGGAGCUCAUCACUCGUUCUCACGGAAAGGUCGUCCACCUGCCGAUGGUUAUCACCGAUAAAGACAGCAUCAAGAGGGCGGUAUCUCAAGUCGAUGAAACACUUGCCGGAAAAGGACUUGAUGUCCUCAUCAACAAUGCUGGUGUCAUGCCUUGGACCAUGAAUGGAAUCGAGACCAUGGACGACAUUGGGGAUGUGUUCAAGGUGAAUGUAGAAGCUGUGCACGACGUCACGGCAGCAUUUCUGCCCCUACUACGAAAAGGUGUACAGAAGAAAGUGUUGAACAUUACGUCAACGCUUGGGUCCAUAUCAAUGGUUCACGGAUAUGUGUUCGCAUCAACACCAGCGUACAAGGUGUCCAAAGCCGCGCUGAAUAUGUUGACCGUGCAAUAUGCCUUGGAGCUGGGAAAAGAAGGCUUCACAUUUCUGCUGGUUUCCCCUGGUUGGUUGAAGACCGACUUGGGUGGAGAUCAGGCGGAUCUGCCUGUCGAGGUGGGAGCACAAGCUACCCUCGAUAUCCUGUUUAAGAGCACAACAGAGGACAAUGGGAAAUCCAAGAACAUCCUCGUUCCCGGGUGGGAGAAUGUGCCAGGACCAAAUGUGUAUGACGGGAAGCAAGUAGCCUGGUGA